Molecule: messenger RNA, 477 nt
Organism: Fraxinus pennsylvanica
Lineage: Eukaryota; Viridiplantae; Streptophyta; Magnoliopsida; Lamiales; Oleaceae
Source: the annotation of a GenBank genome assembly
AUGCCCAGUGCUUGCACAAAGCAGAUAGAUGCUGUCAUGAUGAUAUCAUUAGGUAUUCUGGCUGCAGAUCCUCUCUUGAAUCAAAGAAGAGGAAGACUCCAGUUAACUUGCCUAGUUCAAAUAGGGGGAUUCCAUUUAACUGCAGCGUUCAAUAUUACAAGCAGCCGCAGAUCCAUGAUAGCAGACAUUGACUUGAUGGAUGUAUGCUUUAUUUUGCUGGGUGAAUCUGCAUCUGUUAACAUCCUUUCUGGCAAAAGAAGUCCAAUCAAUAUAGAAGUUUCUCCGGGACCUAUUGCCUUGACAGGUGAUACAAAAGAGGAUCGUGACUACAAUACAGAUACAUACAUUGAGAAGGAAAAGCUUGUACUGGUGAAGUUCCGGGAUUUUCUAGACAGGAUAAUUGCUCGUGGAAACAUAAAAGAUAAAUGGUCCACAUCACAUGGUUCUGGAAAUACGAAAGUUUCAAUCUGGAUCUAG